AUGGCAAGUGCAGCAAUGGAUUACGAGGCGCCCAAUGGCGAUCGCUACGACGAUGAAGCUCCUCGCUAUGAACGUGAUAACCGGAGCGCUUCACCCCGUCCUGGCCGAGAUGAAAUCGACACUGGGCGUCGCCGUUCCGCUUCGCCUACGGCGCAUCCUGACAGAGGCUCCAAGGAAACCUCUGCUCCCAAGGACGAUGAUGAUGGCGCUGUCAACCCCGGCUCUAACCUCUUCGUGACUGGCAUUCACCCUCGUCUGUCAGAGGCUGAAGUUACGAAGAUGUUCGAGAAAUACGGCGAUGUUGAGAAAUGUCAGAUCAUGAAAGAUCCUCAUUCCAAGGAAUCGCGUGGUUUUGGUUUCGUCAAAAUGGUCACUCCAGAGCAGGCUGACGCGGCCAGGGAGGGUCUACAAGGAGAGGUGAUUGAAGGUCGUACUUUGAGCAUCGAGAAAGCUCGCAGAGCUCGGCCUCGCACUCCUACCCCGGGCAAAUACUUUGGACCCCCCAAGAGAGACCCACGCCCCCGAUUCGAGGACCGUCGCCGUGGAGGCUAUGGCGGUGGCCAAGGCCGUGAUGACGGGUAUCGCUCUCGCGGCUACGACCGAGGCGGCGCCGACCGGGGUGGCUACGACCGAGGCUACGAGCGCCGCUACGAUGACCGCGGUGGCUAUGAUCGCUCCAACGAGCGCUCCGGCUACGAGCGUGGCUACCGUGAGGACAGACGUUACGAUGAGCGAGCAGGAUAUGGCAGGGACUACGAACGUGGUGGUUACGACCGCCGCGACCGCGAUGAAAACUAUGGCCGUGAAAGGCACGGUGGACGCGAUGACCGUGAGCGCCAUGCCCCACGUGGCGGUGCCGGCGGCUAUGACCGUGAGAGAUAUGAUCGUCAAGGCGACCGUGAUGGUGGCCGCCCCCGUGAACCUGCUGCUGGAGGCUCUGGCGGAUAUACUGAUUCCGCGUCGCGUUCUGAGCCACGAGAACAAUAUGGAGGUGCCGACGCCACGAUGCGAUGA
Akanthomyces muscarius is the source of this 1014-nucleotide messenger RNA. RefSeq lists its product as uncharacterized. Gene Ontology annotation, cellular component: spliceosomal complex. NCBI's taxonomy places the organism in Eukaryota, Fungi, Ascomycota, Sordariomycetes, Hypocreales, Cordycipitaceae. Gene Ontology annotation, molecular function: RNA binding. The coding region runs from base 1 to 1014 and encodes 337 amino acids. Gene Ontology annotation, biological process: positive regulation of mRNA splicing, via spliceosome. The transcript is spliced from 5 exons. The record is from RefSeq and is a predicted model, not a curated record.